AUGGGUUACUGUAUUCUUCUGCUGAUUGCUUCCGCUCUCGUAAGCAAAGUGCUGGCACAGUCGUGCCGAGAUGGAGGAGCAGGACCUUGCCUCGGAAAUAUGUGUCCAAUGCCGACAAUGACUUGUCUCACCAACAUCGAUUCCUGUUGCGAUAAUAGUCAGAUAAUCCCUGCUGCUACUGUGCCGCUAGUAACCACAGUUCCUCCAGUGAUCACAUUCCCUACGAUCCCAGUAGUUACUGUGGCAACUACAUUGAUUCCCACAACUUGCGUGGACAGAGUGAACGCUGCCACAGGCGUUUCCGAUUGCGCAUCAAUGGCGUCGUACUGCAACAACGCCGUCUACUACACUUUGAUGACCCAGCAGUGCCCAAGGACUUGUGGCCGUUGCACCUCGUCGUCCGUCACUAUCCCUUCUACCACCUGUGUGGAUUUGCUUAACCCCGCGACUGGCGUCUCGGAUUGUACCGCAAUGGCAUCGUAUUGCAACAAUGCGGCCUACUACACGCUGAUGACCCAACAGUGCCCAAGGACUUGUGGACGUUGCACAUCGUCUUCCGUUACUACUAUUUCAACAACUUGUGUGGACAAAGUGAAUGCAGCAACUGGAGUUUCCAAUUGUGCUGCUAUGGCGGGAUACUGUAAUAAUUCGGCCUACUACACAUUGAUGACGGAACAGUGCCCAAGAACAUGUGGACGCUGUACAUCUUCAAUCUCAAGCAUAUCCACGACAAGCAGUGAGUGCAUCCACUUCUGUACCAGCAUGGCCCACUAA
Molecule: messenger RNA, 774 nt
Organism: Ostertagia ostertagi
Lineage: Eukaryota; Metazoa; Nematoda; Chromadorea; Rhabditida; Trichostrongylidae
Source: the annotation of a GenBank genome assembly